GCCCUAUGGAGGACAGGAGCGACUGAGAAUAUCUCCUGAACAACAUGCCCGACAGGAACACGUCCGUGGAGAACAAGCUGUGAUGGAAAAUCGACUGAAAGGGGACCAGACCAUGUCUCACUGGCUUCCUACUAAAGGCCAGCGAUACGGGGUGGCCAUCUACAACUAUGACGCUGCGCAGGGACCCCCUGAACUGUCGCUCCAAGUGGGGGACACUGUCCGCAUCCUCGAAACCCACGAAGGCUGGUACAGAGGCUACAGUCUUCGCAAUAAAUCCAAGAAGGGCAUUUUCCCCGCCACCUACAUUCACUUGAAAGAGACGAAGGUGGAAGGAGCAAGGCGGCAGGAGGGGACGGUCAUCGCUGGAGAGAUGCCCUUGGUCCAGGAGCUCACUACCACCCUGCGGGAGUGGGGGGUCAUCUGGCACCAGCUGUACCUGAGCGGUAACAAGGCCAUGUUCUACCACGUGCGGGACAUGACGUACAGUCUGAUCGAGGGCCGCUCCCAGAUCCUGUCGGGAACGCUGCCGAAGGAUGAGCUGACGGAGCUGAAGGGCAAGGUCAUUGCCAAGAUCGACUACGGGAACAGGAUCCUGGGGCUGGACCUGGUCAUUCGGGACGAAAACGGAAACGUACAGGAUCCAGACCUGACCAGCACCGUCUCGCUGUUCAAAGCCCACGAGGCCGUCUCGCGGGGUAUCAACGAGAGGAUUCAGGAAGAAAAGUCCAGGAUCCACAGUAUGGAGGUGUGCCGCCAGUCCCUUUUCAACAGCUGCCAUACCUACAGCCUGUACGUCAACCUGAACAACUUCGUCUGCAACAUCGGUGAGGACGCUGAGCUGCUCAUGUCCCUGUACGACCCAGUUCAGUCGGAAUUCAUCAGCGAGAACUUCCUGGUGCGCUGGACCAGACCGGGGACGCCCAAGGAGAUAGAACGGCCGAACAAACAGGGAGUGCUCUUCACGGAUGUGAGCAGCAGUGACUUGAUCCGACUGAAGAUCAGUCUGGUCUGUCAGAUUGUCCGGGUGGGACACAUGGAGCUGAAGGAAGGCAAGAAGCACACCUGUGGUCUCCGGCGGCCAUUUGGGGUAGCAGUCAUGGACAUCACGGACUUAAUCGGAGGUCGAAACGACGAUGAGGAGAAGCAGCACUUUAUUCCAGUCCAGCCGAUCGCCAUGGAGACGUACGUCCGGCAGCGCCAACUCAUCAUGUCGCCCCUGCUGACGUCCCGCGUCAUUGGCGAGAACGAAGCACUCACCUCUGUCUUCAACAAGGUCAUCGCUGCCAAGGAAGUCAACCACAAGGGUCAAGGACUGUGGGUCUCGAUGAAGCUCCUCCCGGGGGACAUCCAGCAGGUCGAGAAGAACUUCCCGCACCUUGUGGACAGGUCCAUCGCUGUCGCUCGGAAGAUGGGGUUCCCGGAGAUCAUCCUGCCUGGUGAUGUCCGAAAUGACAUCUACGUCACCCUGGUCCAGGGAGAGUUUGACAAGGGCAAGAAGAAAACGCCAAAGAACGUGGAAGUGACGAUGGGGGUCUAUGACGAGGAUGGCAGUCUAAUGGAGAAAGCCAUCUUCCCAGGAUCUGGUGAUCAGGGAAUCUCGGAGUACAAGUCCGUGGUCUAUUACCAAGUGAAGCAACCCUUCUGGUAUGAGACGGUUAAGGUGGCGAUCGCAAUCGAGGCUGUCCGUCAUUGUCACCUGCGGUUCACCUUCCGGCACAGAUCCUCACAGGAAUCCAAGGACAAGUCGGAAAAGCUGUUCGGGAUGGCCUUUGUGAAGCUGAUGAGGCCGGAUGGCACCACGCUCCGCGAUGGAAAACACGACCUGAUCAUCUACAAGGGCGACGCGAGGAAGAUGGAAGAUCCCAAGUGUUACCUGAUGCAGCCGGCGACCAGAGAGGAGCAGGAGGCGAGGGAGAGUCAGGUCGGCAAAGGGGUGCAUCACUCCGCCCCCGUGUCGGCCAUUAAGGACAGCUUCCAGAUCGCGAUACUGGUGUGCUCCACCAAACUCACGCAGAACGUCGACCUGCUGGGCCUGUUAAACUGGCGAUCGAGUCCGCACAGUGUGGAGGGCAGCCUCAAACGGCUCAUGGAGGUGGAUGGCGGCGAGAUUGUGAAGUUUUUGCAGGACACCCUCGACGCCCUCUUCCAAAUUAUGAUGGAGGUUUCCGGCGGGGACACAUACGACUUUCUGGUCUUCGAUGCUCUGGUCUUCAUCAUCUCUCUGAUCGGAGAUAUUAAGUUCCAGCAUUUUAAUCCAGUCCUGGAAGCUUACAUCACCAACCAUUUCAGUGCGACCCUGGCCUAUGUGAAGCUGGCAAAAGUGCUCAACUAUUAUGUGGCACAAGCCGAAAACCCAACGCAGACCGAUCACCUUUUCGCGGCUUUGAAGGUGCUGAAGUACAUUUUCCGGUUCAUAAUCCAGUCCCGGGAACUCUACUUGAGGAUUUACGGCAACGGGGAUCAACACGACGAGUUCAACAAUUCCAUCCGGACCUUGUUCCUCUCCUUCAACUUACUGAUGGACAGGCGGCUGGAGGAGUCACUCAAGAUUAAGGGUGCUGCAUUGAAAUACCUCCCGACCAUUGUCAACGACGUGAUGCUGGUGUUCGACCCCGUCGAGCUCAGCGUCCUGUUCGCCAAGUUCAUUGAGAGUGUCCCGGAGAACCAGCUGGUCCGGCAGAAACUCAGCUGUAUGUGUAAGGUGGUGGACAGUGACCUCUUCAAAGGGUCAGAUUGCCGUGAUGUCCUGCUCCCUCUGAUCACCGACCAGCUCAGCGGGCAGCUGGACGAUAGCACAGCAAGGCCAGACUAUGAAGCAUGUGCUAACCUCCUGAGCAGUGUGCUCCAGGUCCUCGACAGAGACGACAUUGGUCCCCGUCAUACCCACAUCCAGCUGGUGAUGGAGAGGUUGCUGCGAAGGAUUAACCGGGCAGUGAUUGGCAUGACCCGCCAGUCCAGCCAGAUCGGCUCGUUUGUCGCCUGCAUGAUCGCCAUUUUGAACCAGAUGUACGACCACCAUUACGCGCGCUACAUCAACACCUUCAAGACCCGCCACGACAUCAUCGACUUCCUGAUGGAGACGUUUAUCAUGUUUAAGGACCUGAUCGGGAAGACAGUGUAUCCCUCGGAUUGGAUGGUGAUGAACAUGGUGCAGAACAGGGUCUUCCUCCGCGCCAUCGAUCAGUUUUCGAGAGUGCUCACCCGUCUCUUCCUCGACCUGGCCAACUUCGAGUUGCAGCUCUGGAACAACUAUUUCCACCUGGGAGUGGCGUUCCUGGUCCAGGACUCGCUGCAGCUGGAGACGUUCUCUGUGGAAAAACGCCAGAAGAUCGUUGACAAGUAUGGUGACAUGAGGAAAGCGAUGGGAUUCCAAAUCCGGGAUAUGUGGUACAAUCUCGGUCCUCACAAGAUCAAGUUUAUCCCGGGGAUGGUGGGACCGAUCCUGGAGAUGACUCUGGUUCCUGAGCCUGAGCUGCGGCGGUCUACCAUCCCCAUCUUCUUUGACAUGAUGCAGUGCGAAUACAGCAUGAACUACUCAUUCCACGCGUUUGAGAACGAACUCAUCACGAAACUCGACCAGGAGGUGGAGGGAGGACGGGGCGAUCAGAACUACAAGAUCAUUUUGGAGAGAAUCUUGCUGGAGUAUUGCAGGCAACACCGGUACCUCACCGCCUCCGGCGAAUCCUUCGUGCUGUUGGUCAGCAGCCUGCUGGAGAACCUUCUAGACUAUCGGACCAUCAUGCACGACGAGAGCAAGGAGAACCAGAUGUGUUGUACCGUCAAUGUCUUGACCUUCUAUAAGGAGAAGAAACGGGAAGAUAUUUACAUCAGGUACCUCUACAAACUGCGGGACCUCCAUCGGGACUGUGAGAACUACACCGAGGCUGCCUACACCCUCUUGCUGCACGCUGAGCUGCUGCAGUGGUCAGACCAGCUGUGUGCCGCCCAUCUCAUCCACCGUGAGGACUGCCGUGCGCUGACCAACCGGGAGCUGAAGGAGAGACUCUACCAGGAGAUCAUCGGUUACUAUGACAAAGGCAAGAUGUGGGAGAACGCCAUCCAACUCUGUAAAGAGUUGGCCACCAUGUACGAAGAGGAGGUCUUUGACUACGAGGAGCUGAGCCGCCUGCUGAUGCAGCAGGCCACCUUCUACGAGAACAUCAUGAAGGCCAUGAGGCCCCUCCCAGAGUAUUUUGCAGUCGGAUACUACGGGCAAGGCUUCCCGUCCUUCCUGAGGAAUAAGAUGUUUAUUUACCGUGGGAAGGAUUAUGAACGCUAUGAGGAUUUUCACCUGAAGCUGACCACCCAAUUUCCCAACGCGGAGAAAAUGACCAGCACGACUCCGCCCAGCGAUCAGCUGAAGCUCUCCCCGGGCCAGUAUAUUCAGUGUUUCGCUGUGAAACCCAUGCUUAACCUCCCAACCCAGUACCAAGACAAGCCCGUCCCCGAACAGAUACUGAACUUCUACCGAGCCAAUGAGGUUCAGCAGUUCCAGUACUCCAGGCCAUUCAGGAAAGGAGAAAAGGAUCCCGGCAAUGAAUUUGCGACAAUGUGGAUCGAGCGGGUGACGUACACAACUAUGUACAAGUUCCCAGGCAUCCUCCAGUGGUUUGAGGUCAAGGCUACUACGACGGAGGAGGUCAGCCCUCUGGAGAAUGCCAUCGAGACCAUGGAGCGCAUGAACGAGAAGAUCAGCAACAUGGUGCAGCAGUACGCCUGGGACCGAUCGCUCCCGGCACACCCCCUCUCCAUGCUCCUGUCCGGAAUAGUCGACGCCGGAGUCAUGGGUGGCUUGGCCAAUUACGAGAAGGCGUUCUUCCACCCCACGUACCUACAAGAGCACCCCGAAGACCAAGACAAGAUAGAGACGUUGAAACAGCUGAUUGCUUUGCAGAUCCCGUUGUUGACGGAGGGGAUCCGGAUCCACGGCGAGAAAUCCACAGAGGAGCUGAGGCCGCUGCACAACCGCAUCGCUGCCUGUUUCAAGGAGCUGAAGGAGAAGGUGGAGAAACUGUACGGGGUCAUCACGCUGGCUCCCUCUCUCAUCGACAGGAAGAGAAGCCGAUCGGGAUCCAUGGUCCUGCCGUACAUCAUGUCGUCGACGCUGUGGCGCCUCUCCACCGUCUCCGUUGCCUCCUCAGCGGCGUCGAGCUCCUCCUCCUCCUCCGACGGCCCCUCCUCCCGGCCCGCCUCCGACGGCUCUGUUUUGGACCCACUGUUGGAACACAAGGUGGAGGGAACCUUGGGCAGAGACGAUCACGAGCACAAAGUGAACAAGUCCAGGAGGAAGGAGCUGAGCCUCAGUAAAUCGCAGGUCAUCUUUGAGAAACAGGCGAGGAUUGACCUCUCCCCCGAUAAAGCAGAAACCAUGGCGCGACAAAGGCAGCUGCGCCCGAAAAGUCUUCCGUUUGGUGAAUUGCAACAGUCUUCGAUGCAAGUCUACACCUCGCACUCAGUGUCCUCUCCGGUCAUGGCGGCAGACACCGUACGCAGUCUGAGUUCCCCCGGGCUGCGGAGCGACCCGGAGACGACGCUGGAUUCCUGCGGCAGUCCCCCGCAACCUCCGCCAAAGAGCAGGCACUCGAGGGACUCGACAGAGAAUGGCCCGCACGUUGCAGAGAAAUGGAGUUCCCGCCCACCGACCCCCCCACCCAAACUGAGGCGGUCCCAGCCCCUCUUCCAGCUGCCCAGCCCAGGGGCGAGUGACUGAGCGCAAAGGGAAUGGUGUCAGUAACAUAGCCCCCCUCCCUAUGGCCUGCACUCCAUCUGUGAGUGUGUGCGUGUCUCUGUGUCAGACAGUGAGAGUGUGUGUGUGUGUGUGUGUGUUAGAGAGUGAGUCUGUGUGUGUUAGUCUGUGUGUGUGUGUGUUCGAGAGUGACUCUGUGUGUUAGUCUGUGUGUGUGUUAGAGAGUGAAUCUGUGUGUGUUUGUCUGUGUGUGUUAGAGAGUGACUCUGUGUGUGUUAGUCUGUGUGUGUGUUAGAGAGUGAAUCUGUGUGUGUUAGUCUGUCUGUGUGUGUUAGAGAGUGACUCUGUGUGUGUUAGUCUGUGUGUGUGUUAGAGAGUGAAUCUGUGUGUGUUUGUCUGUGUGUGUUAGAGAGUGACUCUGUGUGUUAGUCUGUGUGUGUGUGUUAGAGAGUGAGUCUGUGUGUGUUUGUCUGUGUGUGUUAGAGAGUGACUCUGUGUGUGUUAGUCUGUGUGUGUGUGUUAGAGAGUGAGUCUGUGUGUGUUAGUCUGUGUGUCUGUUAGAGUGAGUCUGUGUGUGUUAGUCUGUGUGUGUUAGAGAGUGACUCUGUGUGUUAGUCUGUGUGUGUGUUAGAGAGUGAAUCUGUGUGUGUUUGUCUCUGUGUGUUAGAGCGUGUAUGUGUGUGUUAGAGAGUGAGUCUGUGUGUGUUAGAGAGUGAGUCUGUGUGUGUGUGUUAGAGAGUGUGUGUGUGUGUUAGUCUGUGUGUUAGAGAGUGAGUCUGUGUGUGUGUGUGUGUGUGUGUGUUAGGAGUGAGCCUGUGUGUGUUAGUCUGUGUGUGUGUGUGUUAGAGAGUGAGCCUGUGUGUGUGUUAGAGAGUGAGUGUGUGUUAGUCUGUGUGUGUGUUAGAGAGUGAGUGUGUGUGUUAGAGAGUGAAUGUGUGUCUGUGUGUUAGAGAGUGAAUGUGUGUGCCUGUGUGAGUCAGAGUGAAUGUGUGUUAGAGAGUGAGUGUGUAUGUCUAUGUGUUAGAGAAUGUGUGUGUGUGUCAGAGAGUGUGUGUUGGUUAGUCAGUGUGUGUGUGUGAGUCUGUGUGUGUAUCUGUGUCUGUGUGUGAGAGUGUUUGUUCCGACAGUUGGCCCUGUGGGUGAGGGGGCAGAGGAUAUGAAAGGUGGGGAAUAGACAGAAGGAGAAGAUUAUGGAAAGGUGUAAUCCGCGUCCCACCAAGCAACCAACCUCCGCGAUAUCGGCACACACGGCUCGGUUACCUCUCCGGAAUAACUCGCAAAGCAGAGUCAUGGAAUUUGACAGUGUGGAUGGUCAUUAACCCAAUGGUGUCCUGACGGAGCUACCCACUCUCCAGCCCUCUCACAGUCCAUCCCUUUCCAAUGUCGAAGUAUCCUCAAACAUCCACCACUCUCCCAGGCAACACUUUUCAAAUCCCAACAACUCUCUGAGUCAAAAUAAGAACAUUUUCCCCCCACUCUCUGUCAAAAGCAAAAGCGAAAGAGAAAUGGGCUUGUUAAUUUAAGGUUCUAAAUCUAUAAAGAUAUAGCAGCAUGGUCACUUUAAUAAUGAUGCCACCAGCCCUAUUGGAAUAAGCUGCCCAUCCCCCCUCUUCUCCUCCAGAGGGCAAUCAGGGCAUUAAAUGUCCCAGCAGCCUCAGGCCAGGCCACUGCAGUUGGGCCCCUCCCCUGUUACCAAGGUGACGCUCAAACAAUCAACGCAGCUUCCAUUGGUUGAAUGCUUAGCCAAUCCCAAAUCGAGCCCUGGGGGGGGGCAGGCCGGGAGCGAUCUAUGUGGAAGACGAUUGGUUGGCUUCAGUCAGGCCCAACGUGCUGCCAUUUUCUGGAGUGGCCACCAUUUCGUGCGGUUGGCCUCCACCAGAACGCUUUCCCGCCGACGAAACAAAACAGACAGCGAGUAAAAAUCGCCCGGGACAAAGUCACGCUCGGGCGUGCGAGUUGAAAGUUCAACCCAACGCGGGACAAAUUAUUCCCUGGUUGGCUGCAAACUUUGCACGGAAUCGAAAUCGAACGGAUGGUGAGCAUCUGCGCAGAAGCUCAAAAUCAAAAUGGACCCUAUCGCGUACAUUUUACAGCAACAGGCAGAGGAAUUUGGCCUCUGGUGCUACCUCUUUGAAUGAGCAUCGUCAUCUUGCGCCAAGUCUUCAUCUUUUCCCAUCAUCCCUUGCACUCCCAGGCAAUCCUCCAUGUCCUCUUGAAUGCCUGAAACUUGAAAGUUUAACCUUGAACUAUAAUCUUGUCGGUAAAUGUCCCUUUAAGAAUCUGCCUCCUGAUUCCUGUGGUGGAGUUGCCUUCUCUCGACGCAACCGGUGGUCCUUUCGACCCGUGCUCAUCGUUACGCGCGCGAAUUAUAAGGGAGCAUAACUGUUUCUGCUCCAGGGCAGAAAGUUGACUGCUAAUUCUUCAACAAGUCAACCGUGAUUGGCCAGGGAGAAAGCUCAGCAAAUUCCGAAAAAGCACGUGUUCCUCUCGUUUCCAUGGACACGUAAAUGGCCGCCGCUUCCGUCGGGCGCCAGUUGGCCAUGCGGCAAGAUUGUCUGCACCGCUGUUGCCGCACUCGGGGAAGCUGUUCAGCAAACGUGUGAUUUCCCCUCCACCCCACUACUUCUGUCCCUCAGCGUGAACUGUCACGGUGGCUUGAACCUCGCGUGUUCCUAACUAGCGCACACUUUGGCAACAGGCGGCCAUUUUGUGGCAAGACUCAACUAGGCCAUCAGCAGCUCAUCGCUGGACGAUCUCGCUAAGGUUGGAUACGCACGGGAGGGAAACGUGAGAGGGCUCCCCCGUGACCCCCCCAACUGGUUAUGGCACGGACAGGUUGAGAUAUUUUUUGUGAAUGUACCUUAUUUGCUGCUACAAUCCUCAACUGGAAGGGGGCUAUUUGGCCAGGCCGCCAUUGCGAGAUGGAACCUUGCUGAGCUGUUUCCCACCUCCCACCACCCCCUCCCCAACCCAACCUAACUAAGGUUGCGUCCCCAGAGACGGUGUCCCGUGCUCCCUCACGUAGAACGCAGUUCCAUUUCGGGAAGUAGAUCAGUUCUGCUCCGACGUCGACCCUGGUGUCAAAGGCCUGGUCACACACGGAGACGCGAGCGGACCACGUGUCUCGAACAGUCACGUCGUCUCCCUGUGGCCCUCCCCACCCCGCACCGCAUCCCAAGAAAAAAAACUGCAAGAAGAUGGGUCGUAGCAAGGUCAAGUGUGAUUUUGCAGCGCAGCUCGUGGGCUGAGAGAGAAAAGAGGCAGUGCUUUCUCCAGGCCCGGAAAUGUAUCCGGAAAAUCGUGUCCCUGUCAGACACACCCACUAACCUCGCUCUAAAUCUAAAACCGAACGCUCUUUAUAACCCCCAAGGCCAUUUCAGUGUAGGCUACCUCCCUCUCUACUCACACAAGGCCUGGAGCCUGCCAACUAGGCCGUCUGUGGACAGCCUUCCUGACACAGUAAAGCACUCCAACAUUAGCUACUUGAUCUUUUAAAAAAUUUUGUUAGGUUUUAACAAAAUUAAGGUGUAAAGUUUGUAAAUAUACUGAUUUUUUUUAAAAAGAAAGAAACAUUAUUGAAGCAGGUGUCCCAGGUACUGAAGCCAACCAUAUAAAAUAAGAUAUGUACAGUG
Hemiscyllium ocellatum (epaulette shark) is the source of this 9318-nucleotide messenger RNA. Its product is annotated as dedicator of cytokinesis protein 5-like. Bases 83 to 5710 code for a protein of 1875 amino acids. Gene Ontology annotation, biological process: cell migration; small GTPase-mediated signal transduction. Gene Ontology annotation, cellular component: cytoplasm; plasma membrane. The record is from RefSeq and is a predicted model, not a curated record. The transcript is spliced from 52 exons. Gene Ontology annotation, molecular function: small GTPase binding; guanyl-nucleotide exchange factor activity. NCBI's taxonomy places the organism in Eukaryota, Metazoa, Chordata, Chondrichthyes, Orectolobiformes, Hemiscylliidae.